AUGAUGCGUCCACCGAUUAUUCUUCUCAAGGAUGGAACUGAAAACAAACAGGGUAAAGGACAAAUUUUAUCCAACAUCAAUGCUUGUCAAGUGGUUGCUGACAGUAUUAGAACAACACUUGGACCCCGUGGAUUGGAUAAACUUAUUGUUGACAGCAAAGGUUGAUCAGUUUCAUUUUAAAAUAAAUCAAAAGAUGUAUUUUUAGGAGCAACAACAAUCUCUAAUGAUGGUGCCACUAUCUUGAAAUUGUUGGAUAUUGUUUUCCCAGCUGCAUCAGUCAUGGUUGAUAUUGCAAGAUCUCAAGAUGCUGAAGUUGGAGAUGGAACAACAUCAGUCGUAGUUCUUGCCGCUGAAAUGUUGAAAAGAAUGAAACCAUUCAUUGAAGAUGGUGUUCAUCCUCAACUUUUGAUCAGAGCAAUUUCAAGAGCUUCGGAAGAAGUUUUGAAAUAUUUGAAUGAGCUCGAAAUCAAAAUUAACGGAAAAAAAGAGCUUCGCGAAAUGUUGGUCAAAUGUGCCGCGACUACUUUGAGCAGUAAAUUAGUCAGUCAAGAACGUCAAUUCUUCGCGAAUAUGGUUGUUGAUGCAGUUAACACUUUGGAUGAAAAUCUUCCAUUGAACAUGAUUGGAAUCAAGAAAGUUAGUGGUGGAAAUUUGCACGAAUCACGUCUUGUUAAAGGUGUUGCUUUCCAAAAAGCAUUCAGUUAUGCUGGUUUUGAAAUGCAACCAAAGAAAUACACCAAUGCAAAGGUUGCACUUCUUAAUAUUGAACUCGAAUUGAAAGCCGAAAAAGAAAACGCUGAAAUGAGAUUGACAAAUGUUUCUGAUUUCCAAGCUGUCGUUGAUGCUGAAUGGAAUAUUUUGUACGAUAAAUUGCAAAAAAUUGCCGACAGUGGAGCAAAUGUUGUUUUGUCAAAAUUGCCAAUCGGUGAUGUUGCUACUCAAUGGUUCGCUGAUCGUGAUAUGUUCUGUGCUGGAAGAAUUCCACAAGACGAUUUGGAUCGACUUAUGGCUGCUUGCGGUGGAAGCGUUUUGACAACUGUUUCACAAAUUGAAGAAAGUGUUUUGGGAACUUGUGGAAAUUUCUAUGAACAACAAGUUGGAAGUGAACGCUACAACUUCUUUGAAGAUUGCAGCAAAGCUCAAGCUUGCACUCUUUUACUUCGUGGUGGAGCUGAACAAUUUAUUGCCGAAACUGAAAGAUCUCUUCAUGAUGCUAUUAUGAUUGUUAGACGAGCCAAGAAAAACGAUUCCAUUGUUGCUGGUAAGUGAUUUUACCUCAGAUUUUUGUUGAAAGUUGGAAAAGUGUUUGUUUCGAAAUAUGAUGGUUCCAGGAAAGUUGGCUUUUUUCAUGCUACAUUUUCAAAUUUGCAAUCAUUUUUCGAUAAAAAUUAUCACAGAACAAUGAUUUGUUAGAGCCUCUAGAAUCGUUUGUAUUUCGUUCCUAAAAUUUUCUUUUUUUUUCAGGCGGUGGAGCUAUCGAAAUGGAAUUAGCCAAAUUGUUGAGAGACAAAGCUAGAACAAUUGCUGGAAAAGAACAAAUGUUCUGGAUGGCAUUUGCUAGAAGUUUCGAGGUUUGUUUUUAUUUCACUCUCAAAAUUCAGCAUCACAUUUUUAUUCUUGAUUUUCUUCAGAUAAUCCCACAACAAUUAUGCCAAAAUGCUGGACUUGAUGGAUUGGAUAUUGUUAACAAAUUGAGACAUCGUCAUAGUACAGGUAUGCUAAUGUUAUAGAUUGUUCUUUCCAAAAAUCAAUCGAUUUUCAGGUGAAAAAUGGGCUGGUAUUGAUAUUCAUCGUGAAGCUAUUGGAGAUAAUUUGGAUGCUUGUGUAUGGGAACCAAGUAUUGUCAAAAGGGUGAGUUUUUUUUUGAAAAAUAAAACUUAUUUUUGAAGAUAGCGUUACUUCGGCUAUUUCUUUUGAAAGUUGGAGUUUUAGAAAACUAAAUUUUAAAAUGAAAAUUUCCGUUUCAAAAUUUAAACGUAUAUUGUCAAAACUGAGUGAUCUGUAAACUGAUUUUGAAAUACUUUUGUUUGAAAAUUUAGAGAACUCCAAAUUCUAAAAUCACUUCGAAUCUUCAAAGAAUUAAUCCUAAUUUUUCACGUCAAAUGCCACGUUUGAGAUUUUUAUCUCAAAUUUUCAUUUCCAAGUUUUCACAGUAACUCAAACCUUCAUUUUUAAAUUUUUGUAAAUUAAUUUCUAAUUUUUACAGAACGCAAUAACCGCCGCAACUGAAGCCGUCUGUUUGGUUCUUUCAAUCGAUCAAACUGUCAAAAAUGUUCGUACUCCAUCCGGUGGAGCAAUGCCUGGACUCCCAGGACAAUAA
Messenger RNA from Caenorhabditis angaria, 2320 nucleotides. The record is from the annotation of a GenBank genome assembly. NCBI's taxonomy places the organism in Eukaryota, Metazoa, Nematoda, Chromadorea, Rhabditida, Rhabditidae.